Gryllus bimaculatus (two-spotted cricket) is the source of this 1161-nucleotide messenger RNA. The record is from the annotation of a GenBank genome assembly. NCBI's taxonomy places the organism in Eukaryota, Metazoa, Arthropoda, Insecta, Orthoptera, Gryllidae.
AGUCACUAACAAAAAAUACAAAAAGGAAAUAAAGCGCGUAAAAAUGACAAAAAUGACGAAAAGGUCCGCAAAAAUGACCUAAAAUUUUUUUAAAAAAUGGCAAAAAAUGACUAAAUAACUAUACAUUUCUAUCAUCUUUAAGUCGUGAUAAACAUUCACUUACAAAUUAGCUACUCUAGAAUGAACCAAUGAAAAGAUGGCAUCUCAUCAGAAUCCGAGCCCUGCUCAUGUGCCGGUCUUCUCGCGCUGUAACGGUCGUCAGUGCACAGGACCUGUCCGUUCCGCCCCCGCUCCUGCCGCAGGUACUUCCUGGGCUCGGGCCGCGGGGAGCCCGGCCAGCAGUUCCUGUACAGCGUGCCGGACGGCGCGGAGGGCGCGCCGCACGCGCCGCGCUGCGAGUCGUGCGCGCUGUGGAUGCCGCACACGCGCGCGCGCGCCUGCCUCUUCGCCGCCGCCUCCUUCCCGCCCGACCACCCGCCGCGCUUCUUUGCGCUCAGCUGCCUGGGGCCCGCCGUGCCCGAGAGCGCCAUCUUCGCCGUCCCUGCCGCCAACGACACGGGGCCGCUGGAGCGCGGGCCGGUGCUGGCGUGGGACGCGCAGCCCAGGCUGCGCGCGCGCGUCGCCGCCGUCGUGCUGCCCUGGGAGGCGCGCGCGGAGCUGCUGCUGCGCCGCGGGCGCCGCGCGCGCGUGCGCCUCUGGCUGCCGCCCAACUACGACGUCGCCAAGGCCAAGUACCCGCUGCUGCUCGACAUGUAUUAUAACAAAUUAGUUUUUCAAAUUUCUAUUUAUAUUUUAAUUAUGGAGAACUCUCCUGGGGCCACAUAUGGGCGGAAACGUUUCAUAGCAAGCAGUUAUAGCCCGCAUGAGGCCUUUUUUGUGUUAAUGUCUAAAUGUGAGAGAAAAUCAUAUUUUGUUGAGAAAAAUGGAAAUAUAGAAAACGGAUUUUCAACUUCAAGGUCAAAACAAAUUUUACAUUUUUUUCCCCAAACCAUGAAAUCUGUAAUACAUUACGUAACAUGUUCAAUUCUUGGUCCUAAGAGCAAUGAAUUUCUUUAUUUUAUGUACUUCAAACAGGCGGUGUAUCCAGAUGUAGGACAUGGUUUUGCCACUGUACAAACUUUUGAUCACUGGGAAAAUGCAUGUAGUUUAGCAAAUCAUAUU